AUGUCCCUCUUGAAGGACGGAUACCAGCUAAGUGCUCAUGUCAAAAAUAAAAUCAACUCGAUGAAUUUUUUCAGAGAAACGUGGGGGAAGAAAAUUCGCCUGUACAAGGAAGCCAACAAAAUAGACCUACUGAAGAAAAACGAAUUUGACAAGAUAAUUAUCUCGGAGGCCUUCAACGUCCAGGACGAAAAUAUUUUGCACCUCGUUCUGAACCCCCCCAUGACGAGUGUGCUGGACGAGCAGGAUGGGCGCGCGGUGAGUGGCAUGAGUGGCGGCGUAGCCAACCGUGGGGACAGGACACCCAAUAUCCGCAACGACACAGCGUUCACGACAAACCUAGAGGACGAAAAAAUAAUUCAGGAGUGCACCCACCAGUUGCUCAUCAACGAAAAGGCAAAAGUUAAAAACGGGGAAAGCGAAGAAGAGGCCAUUAUAUGGAUAACAGAAAUUGGGCUAAAUUAUUUUGGGAAUUUAUUUGAGUAUGGCAAAACAUCAGGAGAAGGGGUCUAUUCGCAUAAUGACAUCACCGAGAUUAACAUUUGGGAGUGCUUCCUCAUGAUAAGCAAAUGGAUCUAUGACUUGUGGCUCCAGAAUAUCACCCUCUUUAGCAACAAAGUGGUGUUAGAACUCGGUGCAGGGAGUGGACUAGCCAGAAUUUCGCUUUUCACGCAUGCGUACAUUUUUCUCAACGGAACUAAUCAAGCACCGAACCAAGUAGUCAUAACCGAUGUCAACCCAUUCACUCUAAGUAACAUUUCGCAUAAUGUCCUAUUAAACGAAGAAAUCUUUGGCCACCUAGAUUCCGCAUGGAGGA
Molecule: messenger RNA, 814 nt
Organism: Plasmodium cynomolgi strain B
Lineage: Eukaryota; Apicomplexa; Aconoidasida; Haemosporida; Plasmodiidae
Exons: 2
Source: RefSeq, a predicted model, not a curated record